AUGAAGGUUCCAUUCUCCGGCAUUCUACUCGCCGCGUUGGCCGUCACCCCUUCCCUCGGAUCUCUUUUCGAGCACCAGCCAGACAUAGCAGGCCUUGCCCGAGACCCCGACUCUCCAGGCAGGAUCCAGCUCAGCAAUACCGGACAUAAGAUCCAGAGCGUCAACGGAAAGGGCGAAGUCCUGGAUGAGAUCCAGUUGACUGCUGCACAGGAGGCUGAACUCCGCAGCUCGUUCGCCGCACAGCUUGAUCGGGUCAUGGCUGGCGGGGAUUCCCCAGCCGUGUCCAACAAGAGAGCGCGUUCUCCUCUCGACAAGAAAGCUCCCGGAUGUGCGGACUGGGCUAGUCUCUGUGUCGAGCCCGCUGACUGCUACUACUAUAAUUGUGAUGAUUGCUUUCGAAUCAAUCCUAUUGGCGCGUGCUACAGCUACUCUUGA
This is a messenger RNA of Aspergillus fischeri NRRL 181, 435 nucleotides long. RefSeq lists its product as uncharacterized. The transcript has 2 exons. The record is from RefSeq and is a predicted model, not a curated record. Bases 1 to 435 code for a protein of 144 amino acids. Lineage: Eukaryota; Fungi; Ascomycota; Eurotiomycetes; Eurotiales; Aspergillaceae.